AUGUCAGAAAGUGUUACGAUGGAUAUAACAAAAGAGGAGGAGAACACUUUCCUCUUCUACUAUCAAAUAAAAAUGCUGGGGCUGUGCGACCAUCUGAAUAUUCCUGUUCAGAUUCAGAGUACUGCAAUUACAUAUUUUAAAAUAUUAUUUACCAAAAGAAGAGUUUUUCACUAUGAUAUGAAAAAUCUAAUUGUGGCGUGUGUUCUUCUGGCGAUGAAGGUUGAGAACGUUUUCAUGACAGCCACGCACAUGAAAGAGCAGCUGAACUUUGCAAACGUGAAGCUGCUUGCUGCGUACGAACUCGAGAUUUGCAACGCGCUGAAGUUCAAUCUGCACGUCGCGUCGCCGCAUCUCAGGCUGCUGGGGCUCUUUCUUCUGCUGAAGAACAGAGAAAGAGUAAUUGCAGAGAUGGACGGCCAGGUGCAGACACAGGACAUCUCGGAAACAGACGAAGCCCUUGACUGGGCGCAAUCCGUUGAAAAUCUGAAAAUUCUGAUGCUAUUGGACAAUUACCACACACUCGAUCUUAAUCAGGUGGCAAUGGCUUCUCUGCCUGUACAGCCGUCCUGUCUGGAGGGAUUCUUCAUGAAGGACACCAUAGAAGCCGUUAAAGACCUUAAAAAACAGAUGAAAAGAAGAGAGCUUCCGUCGCACGAGCAGGUGGCAAAAAUAGAAAAAAAAAUAGCAACAAUCCAGAAAAAGUACAAAAUAUUGGAAGUAUAA
Molecule: messenger RNA, 723 nt
Organism: Nematocida minor
Lineage: Eukaryota; Fungi; Microsporidia
Product: cyclin H
Exons: 1
Coding region: 1-723 (240 amino acids)
Source: RefSeq, a predicted model, not a curated record